Perognathus longimembris pacificus (Pacific pocket mouse) is the source of this 2476-nucleotide messenger RNA. It is a transcript of the gene Ppm1d, whose product is annotated as protein phosphatase, Mg2+/Mn2+ dependent 1D. Gene Ontology annotation, molecular function: protein serine/threonine phosphatase activity; mitogen-activated protein kinase binding; cation binding. Bases 219 to 2036 code for a protein of 605 amino acids. Gene Ontology annotation, cellular component: cytosol; nucleus. The transcript has 6 exons. Lineage: Eukaryota; Metazoa; Chordata; Mammalia; Rodentia; Heteromyidae. Gene Ontology annotation, biological process: protein dephosphorylation. The record is from RefSeq and is a predicted model, not a curated record.
CUGCCCCACUCCGAUCGCCUUGGCUCUCCGGCCCAGCUCUCGCGGACAAGUCCCGACAUCGCGCGCCCCCCCCAUCCGGGACCGCCCCCUCCUCCCUUUCGGCGUCGAAGAUAAACAAUAGUUGGCCGGCGGGCAGCGGGGGUAUCUCCCGCCGCCGGUUCGGCGGGUUGAGUAGGGGGCGGGAGGGGGGGGACCGGCGGGAUCCCGGCCAGCCGGCCAUGGCGGGGCUGUACUCGCUGGGAGUGAGCGUCUUCUCCGACCAGGGCGGGAGGAAGUACAUGGAGGACGUUACUCAGAUCGUGGUGGAACCCGAGCCGACUGCUGAGGAGAAGCCGUCGCCGCGGCGGGCGCUCGUUCCGCCGUCGCUUUCGCAGCCGGCUCCGCCCGCCCUUCCUGGAGCCGGAGUCUCAGGGAGAGGCCCGGCGACCGCAGCCCUAGGCUCCCGUGACCCUUCCCCGGACGCCGCUGGGGCCUCUUCGGGCAUCGGCCGCUGCUGUCGCCAGCGCUCGUCGGUCGCCUUCUUCGCCGUGUGCGACGGGCACGGCGGGCGGGAGGCAGCACAGUUCGCCCGGGAGCACUUAUGGGGUUUCAUCAAGAAGCAGAAGGGUUUCACCUCCUCCGAGCCCGCCAAGGUUUGCGCCGCCAUCCGCAAGGGCUUCCUCGCUUGUCACCUCGCCAUGUGGAAGAAACUGGCAGAAUGGCCAAAAACUAUGACAGGUCUUCCCAGCACAUCAGGGACAACUGCCAGUGUGGUCAUCAUACGAGGCAUGAAGAUGUAUGUAGCUCAUGUAGGUGACUCUGGGGUAGUCCUUGGAAUUCAGGAUGACCCAAAAGAUGAUUUUGUCAGAGCUGUGGAAGUAACACAAGACCAUAAGCCAGAACUUCCCAAAGAAAGAGAACGAAUCGAAGGACUUGGCGGGAGUGUAAUGAACAAGUCUGGGGUGAAUCGUGUAGUUUGGAAAAGACCUCGGCUCACUCACAAUGGACCUGUUAGAAGAAGCACAGUUAUUGACCAGAUUCCUUUUCUGGCAGUAGCAAGAGCUCUUGGUGAUUUGUGGAGCUAUGAUUUCUUCAGUGGAGAGUUUGUGGUAUCCCCUGAACCAGACACAAGUGUCCAUACUCUUGACCCCCAGAAGCACAAGUACAUUAUCUUGGGGAGUGACGGCCUGUGGAAUAUGAUUCCACCUCAGGAUGCCAUCUCAAUGUGCCAAGAUCAAGAGGAAAAGAAAUACUUGAUGGGUGAGCAUGGACAAUCUUGUGCCAAAAUGCUUGUAAAUCGUGCGUUAGGCCGCUGGAGACAGCGCAUGCUUCGAGCAGAUAAUACUAGUGCCAUAGUAAUCUGCAUCUCUCCAGAAGUGGACAAUCAGGAGAAUUUCACCAAUGAAGAUGAGCUCUAUCUGAACCUGACUAACAGCCCUUCUUAUAAUAGUCAAGAAACCUGUGUGAUGACUCCUUCUCCAUGUUCUACACCACCAGUCAAGUCACUAGAAGAGGAUCCAUGGACAAAGAUGAACUCCAGGGACCACAUACCUGCCCUUGUUCGUAGUAAUGCCUUCUCAGAGAAUUUUUUAGAGGUCUCAGCUGAGAUAGCUCGAGGGAAUAUCCAGGCUGUAGUCUUACCCUCAAAAGAUCCAGAGGCACUUGAGGAAAAUUGCACUAAAGCCCUGACUUUAAGGAUACAUGAUUCCUUGAACAACACCCUGUCAGUUGGCCUGGUGCCUACCAAUUCAACAAAUACCACCGUGGACCAAAAAAAUUUAAAGAUGUCACCUGCUCAAAUGAAAGCCCAAGAAGUUGAAAGAACCCCUCCAGCAAACUUCAAAAGGACAUUAGAAGAGUCCAACUCUGGUCCCCUUAUGAAGAAGCAUCGACGAAAUGGUUUAAGUCGAAGUAGUGGUGCUCAGCCUGCAAGCCUUCCCACCACCUCACAGCGAAAGAACUCUGUUAAACUUACCAUGCGACGAAGACUUAGAGGCCAGAAGAAAAUUGGAAAUCCCUUACUACAUCAACCUAGGAAAACUGUUUGUGUUUGCUGAAAUGUAACUGGGAAAUGGGGAUUUUCCAUACUUAGGAUAUGAGGGCUUUUUAAAUCUGGUGCCGAACUUGAACUUUUUAUAAGGGGACAAAAUAAAGAGUAUACAGUUUGACUUUUUGCUUGUACUAUAAAUGUGAAUUUUGUAGAGGUAGGGUAUAAGUUGCUGUAAAAUGUGUGUAAAUUUGUAUCCUUCACACAAACUCAGUCUCUUAUUCCAACACACAGUAAUUAUGUCAACAGGGCUAAAUGUUAAAAAAAAAAGUCAAAGGAAUAUAUUAGAUUUUAGAAAUACAUUUAAACUUUUUUAAAUGCUUAUUAAAAUUUGUAUAAGCCUUUCAUCUUGUGAUGAAAACCACACAGCUUUUUAAGGUGAAUUAUUAAGUAAACUGGAAAACUGAUGUAUUUUCCUAGUGACUUGUGCUCCACGAAAUGUUUCCUAGG